This is a messenger RNA of Lactuca virosa, 363 nucleotides long. The record is from the annotation of a GenBank genome assembly. Lineage: Eukaryota; Viridiplantae; Streptophyta; Magnoliopsida; Asterales; Asteraceae.
AUGAAGAUCUUGUGGUUUUCGACAACGAGCGGAGACGAUUGGAGGUGGAUAUUCAGAUGUAGUUGUGGAACAGAUCUGAUAUGUCAGAGAGCAGAUCUGAAGAAAAAGUGGUGGCUCGCCGGAGCAGAUAUGUCGUGGAAGGAGGACACGACGAUAACGAUGGUGGUUCAUCACAUCAGUGGUUCCAGAUUUGAAACUCCGACGACGUAUGUAAGUGUUAUCGUCGGUGGUUGGAGGCUGCGAUGUGGAGGUGUCGUCAGCGGCGGUGUUACCAGUGGUGAGACGGUCGUCGACGGUGGUGGAUGUGGUGGUGUUCAUCAUAAAUGGUUGAAGGAGGUGAAAGGAUUUGUUCUUGGAAAAUAA